Messenger RNA from Cercospora beticola, 249 nucleotides. Lineage: Eukaryota; Fungi; Ascomycota; Dothideomycetes; Mycosphaerellales; Mycosphaerellaceae. The record is from RefSeq and is a predicted model, not a curated record.
AUGACACAAUACAGGCUGCAAGAGCUUGAGGCCGGCCAGCUGGGCCCUCCGGUGGUGUUUCGUGAUCACGAGACGGGAUGUCGUGAGGCCGCACUCGGAGGUGUCGGCUUCGAGGCUCGCGUGAUCUGCAGGAACGUCUGCGGCUCUCGACUUCCUCGCUCAUCGGACGGGGAUGUUCUCAUUCUCGCCGCGAGUGAGUCAAAGCAGCCGGCAGACGGCGACGGGGCGACGAUGGAAGAGCUCCGGUGA